Leptidea sinapis is the source of this 2976-nucleotide messenger RNA. Its product is annotated as cytochrome P450 9e2-like. Bases 336 to 1931 code for a protein of 531 amino acids. NCBI's taxonomy places the organism in Eukaryota, Metazoa, Arthropoda, Insecta, Lepidoptera, Pieridae. The transcript is spliced from 11 exons. The record is from RefSeq and is a predicted model, not a curated record. Gene Ontology annotation, molecular function: oxidoreductase activity, acting on paired donors, with incorporation or reduction of molecular oxygen; heme binding; monooxygenase activity.
CCAGACGCCAGUGUGUGUAAUAGCGCGGAAGGCAGCGUGUAAUUCGCACGCACUGCUAAUUAUAAACAUUAGUUCGUGAGUGAUUUUUCUCUGAAACGCAUAAUAAAACAUCAUCAACUUUAAAUAACGUGUUAUUAUAACCUGCUCGAAGUACACAAAACAAAUAUAAAUAAUGUAUAUAUAGAAAGAUAACACGAAUAGUACUUCUAAAUAUAAAUUCAAACAAACAUUGUCAUUCAAGUGUUCUUCACGUCAACGGUGUGCACUCUGCAUCCGUGUCUGACAAAAACAGCUGAUUUAAAAAUUGUUCUUUGGAUUUUGGAGUCAAAUUAAACAUGCUGUUUCUAAUAUGGACGGUGGUACUGUUUGCUACCUUGUACCUUUAUCUGCGGCGUGUCUACACGAAAUUCUCGGCUAGUGGUGUGAAGAAUCUGCCCACAAUACCACUGCUGGGAAAUCUGCUUCCCAUUCUAUUGCGGAGAAGACAUUUGGCCGAGGACAUGGAUUUUUACUACAACCAAUUUCCUGACGAAAGGUUUGUUGGUCGUUUCGAAUUUGUCAACCCAAUCGUGAUGGUUCGCGACUUGGAUUUAAUAAAGAGAAUUACGAUAAAAGAUUUCGAAUACUUCCUCGAUCAUCGAGGCUUUACUGAUGAGAAGGUGGAACCCUUAUUCGGUAGAAAUCUUUUUUCACUCAAAGGUGAUGAAUGGAAAGACAUGCGAUCAACUUUGAGUCCGGCCUUCACCAGCUCUAAGAUCCGACUGAUGGUUCCGUUCAUGGAGGAGGUAGGGAACCAGAUGAUAGCGUCACUUAAGAAGAAGAUUGAAGAAACUGGCGGCCCAAUUCAAGUUGAAUGUAAAGACCUAACGAGUCGUUACGCCAAUGACGUCAUAGCAUCGUGUGCAUUUGGACUAAAAGUUGAUUCACACCUGGAUGCAAACAACACAUUUUACGAACAAGGAAAGACUGCGUCUUCGUUCAAAAUGCGACAGUUGUUAAUGUUCUUUGCAUAUAGUGCUUUUCCCAGUAUUGUUAAGAGACUGAAGCUGACAUUAUUUUCGAAAGACACUACAAAUUUCUUCAUUAGCCUGGUAUUGGAUACGAUGAAGAACCGAGAAGAAAACAAUAUCAUCCGUCCUGAUAUGAUACAUCUCCUCAUGGAAGCUAAGAAAGGGCAAUUGAACCAUGAUGAAAAGACAAAAGACAAGGUUGGUGAUACUGGGUUCGCGACCGUUGAAGAAUCUGCAGUUGGAAAGAAAACUUCACAAAGAGAAUGGUCUGACACAGAUUUGAUCGCCCAGGCUGUGCUGUUUUUCAUUGCUGGGUUCGAAACCAUCUCAGUCGGCAUGUCAUUCGCUCUUCAUGAGUUAGCAUUGCACCCAGAAGUUCAAGAAAGACUAGCGCAGGAGAUAAAAGACACGCACGAGAGGAGUAAAGGAAAGUUAGACUUUAAUCUGAUACAGAACAUGCAGUAUAUGGAUAUGGUUGUGUCGGAGGUUUUGAGAUUGUGGCCCCCAGGCAUAUCGCUUGACCGGUUAUGCUGUAAAGAUUACAAUAUGGGAAAACCAAACAAAUAUGAAAAUAGAGAUUUUAUUCUUCGUAAGGGAGACCUGGUCGCGAUUCCAGUGUUUUCUAUCCAUCGCGACGCAAAAUACUUCCCUGAUCCUGAAAAAUUUGACCCAGAGCGUUUCUCCGAUGAAAAUAAACAUUUGAUCAAAUCAAUGACCUAUAUGCCGUUUGGUGUUGGACCUAGAAAUUGUAUUGGUUCAAGAUUUGCUCUCCUUGAACUCAAGAUGCUUAUCUACCAGAUUAUUCUUCACAUGGAAGUGUCGCCAUGCGAGAAGACCUGCAUCCCAUCAAAACUGUCCGUAGAAUCUGUCAACCUCAGGCUUGUUGGCGAUCAUUGGUUGAACUUCAAAAUACGUCAGUAAAAUUAGACGUUUAAUAAGAUAAUAUUGUCUUAAAUUUAUUUCGAAAUUUAAAAUAUUAAUUAAGAUUAUGUUAUACCUUAGAUUAUAUAUAAUAUAUUAGAUUAUUUAUACUUCUAGAUAGAGCCUCUUACUGUAAGGCACCGAUUGACAGCUACGUUUUACACUCGCGAUACGACAGUCACAUUGUUUUAGUAUGCAGGCUUUGAUGAAAUAGAGGCUAAUAGUUUGCCACUACUUUUCGUUUGACGUAUUCACAGCUGUGACAGUCUUGACGUAUACAUCAUUUAAGAUAAAUAGUAAAAUAAACUAUAGGCAAAUUAGCCAAAUAAAUCAUCUCGAUUAUCUGUUAGAUGUACAUCUUAUGUGUAAGUAAGUAAAAGUUCUAAUUAAAUAUAGAAAAUGCCAUGAAUCUAUUAGAUUCUGUAAAUAGAUUUUAUCUACACUUAUGCUUUAAAACCUCUAUUAAAGAUUCUAAAACAGUUAGCUUAGUGUUUUAUUGUUGCCAACAUUAAAACACUCAAUGUCCUAAUUACCAUUACAUCAACCAAACGAGUGUUGUAAUGAAAUUCAGUACAAAAUUACAACACUCGUUUGGAUGAUGUAAUGAUUACUAGGACUGGCUUUUUUAAUGGUAGCAGUAAGCUAACUGUUUCAGAAUCUUUUAUAGAGGAUUCAUAUUAUGGGUGUAGAUAAAGACUUGUUAAUUAGGCCUUGUCUUGAUAAUUAGGUAUUAAAACACUCAUGGGAUACUAUUAUCAACCCACAUUCGUGUUUUAACACCCCUUGUUACACAACAGUUGCAUAAAUAACUAUUAAGAGAUCUACAAAGUAAGAUUUUAAUUUGAGAAUUGAUAUAAAAGAUUAAUAAAGGACUAAAUAACAUGUACUACUGAAUUUACUGAUUUUUUCGUCAGUUUAGAUUUGAAAUUAUUUAUAUGAAUUUGGUGGUGAUGGAUUUGAGAAAGUAGUCAUAAUUGUUACCUAUUAUUAAAUUAUAUUGUAAUGUUGUAUUCAUUUUUUAUAGAAUUAAAAUUUCAUAACAUGA